UGAAGGCGGCAUGCUGCCACCCCCCUGCGUGAACGUACGUGUCAUUUCCCAGAUGUUUCAGGACAAACCCGUGUCGCUGGGCUGUUGAUGCCGUCAGUGACCGAUCAUGAGGAGACCUCCUGACCGGAUCGAUCAUCACCGGACUCCCCGCUGCUGACACACCGACCGACGGCCGAGGACCGGGACGGCGGUUUGGCGCCAGUCUCAUCACUUCAUUCUUCCUCUAAAUUUAAGGCGCAGUGUCACGGCGGGAAAAGUCCAAACUCCGGUUCUGAGCUGCUGUUUGGGUCUGUUGGCCAGCCGGUCCGGCUUCCACACAGGGUUCCCCGCCCCCGGAGAUGCAGCCCCCCUCCUACCAGGACUAUGUGUCGGUGGACUUUCCAGGAGCGGGCGGCGGAAGUUACAACAACAACAAGCACUGGAGGAGGCAGUCCUGCUGGAGGGGUCACCUCAGCGGGUCAUCUGUGCCCAUCUUCUCCUCUCUGCUUCCUCUCCUGACACGCCAGCCCACCUUCAAGUCCUUUAACGCCACAUCCAUCAGCCUCCUCUUGAAAUGGAAGCAGCUGUCCCAAUUACAGCGAAGCCUCAUCCUCUUCAUCCUCGCUCUCCUCUUUAUUUGUGGAAUAGCCUCAUUUCCUACUUUUAAUGAACACCUCAGAGGCCUUUCAGAGGACCGAGCCACAAACCCCGGACCUGUGGGGCCGGAGUUGCCGCCGUUUCAACCUGUGCAUCAUCCCCCUCCAGUGCAGCUGAAGAAAAUACCCAACAAGAGAGGACCUCCUGCUCUGCAGAACCGUUCUCAGCGGAAGGGAAACACUUCAGAGACCGUCUCUGAGGACACGCCAGCUGACAAGGACAGGCCAAAGGUCAUCAGCUGGCAUGGCGCCGUUAUCGACACCGAGCUGGACACUGAGGACACAAAGGCUGGACGAAACGAGGAGGACUCGCUCUCCAAUCAGGAAGUCAAGCUCGCCAAAGGCUCCGGAGCCCGACUGGAGGCCGUUCGAGACGCCUUCAGACACGCGUGGAAAGGCUACAAGGACUAUGCUUGGGGUCACGAUGAGCUGCGGCCCAUCUCCAAGUCCUACAGCGAGUGGUUCGGUCUGGGUCUGACGCUCAUCGACGCCCUGGAUACCAUGUGGAUUCUGGGGCUUAAGGACGAAUUUGAAGAAGCAAAGGCCUGGGUGGCCACAGAGCUGACAUUCAACAAGAACGUGGACGUCAACCUGUUUGAAAGCACCAUCCGCAUCCUGGGGGGCCUGCUGAGUACCUACCACCUGACUGGAGAUGCUCUGUUUCUGGACAAAGCCAAAGACAUCGGCUCCAGGCUGAUGCCAGCCUUCAACACCCCCUCCAAGAUCCCCUACUCCGAUGUCAACAUAGGGAAAGGCACAGCGCACCCCCCCCGGUGGACCUCUGACAGCACCGUUGCCGAGGUUACCAGCAUCCAGCUGGAGUUCAGGGAGCUGUCCCGCCUCACACAGGAUCCUCAGUACCAGAACGCCGUGGGUGAGGUCAUGAAGCAGGUCAACAAGCUGAGUGGAAAGCUGGACGGCCUGGUGCCCAUGUUCAUCAACACCAACAGCGGACAGUUCACGCAUCUGGGGGUCUUCACGCUGGGGGCCAGAGCCGACAGCUACUACGAAUACCUGCUGAAGCAGUGGCUCCAAGGAGGCAAGAAGGAGCCCCAGUUCCUUGAGGAUUAUCUGCAGGCCAUAGAAGGAGUGAAGAAGAACCUGCUGCAGAAAUCUUCACCCACAGGCCUGACCUUUGUUGGGGAGCUUUCCAACGGGCAGUUCAGCCCGAAAAUGGACCAUCUGGUGUGCUUCCUGCCUGGCACUUUGGCCCUCGGCGCUCACAACGGCCUUCCUCCUGAGCACAUGGAUUUGGCCAAAGAGCUGAUGGAGACCUGCUACCAGAUGUACGCCCAGAUGGAAACGGGCCUCAGUCCAGAGAUCGUCUAUUUCAACACGCAUCAGGGCAGCACCAGAGACAUCGAUGUGAAGCUGGCAGACAGACACAACCUGCUGCGCCCAGAGACGGUGGAGAGUCUCUUCUACCUCCACAGGCUGACAAAGGAGCAGAAGUACCGGGACUGGGGCUGGGAGAUCCUCCAGAGCUUCAACAAACACACCAAGGUUCCCUCUGGAGGCUACACCUCCAUCAACAACGUGCGUGACCCUGAAUAUCCCAGUCCCAGAGACAAGAUGGAGAGCUUCUUCCUGGGGGAGACGCUGAAAUAUUUCUACCUGCUCUUCUCUGACGACAGCAGCCUGAUCAGCCUGGACGAGUACGUCUUCAACACUGAAGCUCACCCCCUCCCCGUGUGGCCCCCCUCCGGUUCAGCCUGAGCUGCAGCGUCCGUGCACAGACUCGCUCCGACCUCUGCUCUCGGGGAGAAACCUUAUUUAUUUACUUGAAGCCUGUUAUUUUUUUCAAAGAAGGAAUAAGAAGUGAUGAUGCUCAGAAGAGCUUGUUGAAGGUUUUUGAAGUAGGAAACUGUGAAACGGCGUUUCAUCCGUCAUGACGGGACGCCGUUCUCUGCCCCUUCCCGCCGUUCUCUGCCCCGUCCCGCACACACUCCAUGUUUGCUGCCACACUGACUUUGACUCUGCGGGGCAGGUGUGGGCGUCCAGGUGUGCAGCCUCACCUGUCGGGACGCUGUACUCAUCACCACCACGGGGGGGGGGGGGGGGGGGGCAAACUGGACGUUUCUGGUUUCUUUUUUUAGACGCACCAACUCCAAAUGCAAAGCAAUCAUUGAGCUCUAAAGUCAUUUACCUGUCCUCUGGGGCGGGGGGGGGGGUCUAUGAGGAGGCUCAGGAAAGCUGACGGUUACUCCCCACCUCUGAGAAAUGUGGAGCUCUGAGGAGAAGGAAGUGACAUCCUGUAGGUCUCUUUUUGGGGGGGGGGACUCCACAAAGACUGGCCGUGACCGUCACAUGGCGGCGCCUUCAACAGAACCGACGUGAGGCGUCAACCUCUACUGCCGAGACUGAAACACUGUGAAGACGCUUGUUUUUCUACCGACGCCACAUUUGUACCGCUGCUCUUUUGGCAAAGCGGUUUGUGAUCUCACACCAAAAGCCUUUUUCUGGUGGAACUGGAGGGACGUUGUGUGUCCAACCGAAUCCAGGACAGCAUUUCAACCCACAGACGUCCUGCAGAAGUGACCCGGAUCAGAACCAGUCAGGAUUCUGACGCUGCAGUAACCUGAGCCUCAAAGUGCCUCUGCAGUUCUGAUGCGCCUCAGGCUGUGACACGCCUCUGCUGCCGUCACCUCACUCAUGUCCGGGGGGGGAGGGUUGGUUCCUCCUGAGGACUCGGCUAAACAGAAGGAAACGCCGUUCUUGUGGUCGUUUCCAGAGGUUUGUCUCAGUUUCUGAGAAGCUUUUGAAGACCAUUGUUUGUUUUUUAGGGGGGGGGGGAGAAUAAUAUAUGGAUAAUACGCCGCCUGUUCCUGCAGGUUCUCCUCUUCAGGAUUUCAGGAACACAUGAACUCCUGUCUGUGGCUCGGCUGCACGUCUGUCCCACGUGUGCCUUCAGACGGCGUGCGCUGGCGUUAAGGUCAAACGGGUGGCGUUUUGGUCAUCAUUGUGACGGCUUCUGCUUUUCCUGUCUUCACUGCUGCAUCUAAGGGCUCUGACUAUUUCCUGGGCUCCGUCUUUAACUCUUGACCUGAAGAUCAUUUUAUUUCAAAAAGAAGCCAUUCCUGUGACGCCGACACUUGUAAAGCGGUUUUUACUAAUGUUAAUGUAAAGCGUGAUGUGAAACAUUUUUAAAGGGAUUGUUCAAACGAACCGCUGUGAAGCGCACACUCACGUGCACGCACUCACACACACGUGUGCUCGUGUUCAUCAAUCCUCUGAAACUUUGAAAUGUGAGCUGAGCAGUUUAUUUUAGGUGGGAGGAGCUUCUUUUAUGGUCAUCUUUUCCGUAUAAAGGUGCUUUUGAUGUGGGAGUGGCUUUCCAGUUAGAACCCAAAAAUAUGGUUGGAGAAAUCAUUUUUAUUGAUGAAAUUUGAGCAGAAAAAUGAGAAGUUGGUCUGUUUGGGUGUUGAUUUGUGGCGUGUAAUAAAGUUUUCUGAUUCAAA
Oryzias latipes (Japanese medaka) is the source of this 4093-nucleotide messenger RNA. RefSeq names its product mannosidase, alpha, class 1B, member 1b (gene man1b1b). Gene Ontology annotation, molecular function: calcium ion binding; mannosyl-oligosaccharide 1,2-alpha-mannosidase activity. Gene Ontology annotation, cellular component: membrane; endoplasmic reticulum. Gene Ontology annotation, biological process: mannose trimming involved in glycoprotein ERAD pathway; carbohydrate metabolic process. The record is from RefSeq and is a predicted model, not a curated record. Lineage: Eukaryota; Metazoa; Chordata; Actinopteri; Beloniformes; Adrianichthyidae.